This is a messenger RNA of Austrofundulus limnaeus, 2417 nucleotides long. RefSeq names its product centrosomal protein 76 (gene cep76). Gene Ontology annotation, cellular component: centriole. The coding region runs from base 146 to 2134 and encodes 662 amino acids. The record is from RefSeq and is a predicted model, not a curated record. The transcript has 13 exons. NCBI's taxonomy places the organism in Eukaryota, Metazoa, Chordata, Actinopteri, Cyprinodontiformes, Rivulidae. Gene Ontology annotation, biological process: regulation of centriole replication.
UUUUGUGAGGGUCAACACAAGRAAACUGGUUUUAAUGGGCACGAUAAAUUCACCUGUUUAUUACGUAUUAUUCACUAACAGGAAUAAAACACGUUAUUUAGCGUUUGUAGCCGUACACCUUUGCUAGCUUGCCUGUCUAGGACCAAUGAGUUUACCUCCAGAGAAAGCUUCCGAGUUGAAGCAGAUAAUACACAACCAUCUGCUCAAGAUGGAUAUCCAUGGGAAGAUCCGAGAGGUGCUGUCUGAGACUGUAAGGGAAGAUAAAGGCUCKGGGCAGCGAUCAUUGUCUGAGGAAGACUUCCUACACGCUCUUCAACGCAGGGGCAUCAUAGAUGACGUGAUGAAAGACCUCCACUUUGCUAAGGAAACGGCCACAGAUGCAGGACCAGUGUCUCCUUCCAAGUCAGCCACUCAUUUUGUUAACAAAGAUUGUACUCAGUUAAAGAAAAMAAAUAUCGAUCCAUCAAGGCGGUACUUGUAUCUCCAAGUGCUUGGAGGUAAGGCRUUUCUCGAGCACCUUCAGGAGCCCGAGCCUUUACCUGGUCAGGUGUGCUCUACGUUUACACUUUACCUGCACUUCCGCAACCAGAGGUUUUGCUCAAAACCAGUGCCUUGUGCCUGCGAACCAGAUCUGAAGGAGGGCUUCCUCCUAGAGAUCUGCAAGGAGGGCCUUGGUGAUGGUAGUAAGAUGCUAGAUUCUACAACCAUGCUGUCGAUGUGUGACCCAGUCCACUUUGUGCUGAUCAAGACGGACACCUCCAGUGAGACGACCCUGGUCUCCUCCUACUUCCUGGACUGGAGGAGAGUCCUCAGCUCACCCAGUAGCAAGACCUGCUUUGCUGUAGAGCUGAUGGGAGUUGGAAGCGAGUGCAAAGUCCCAGCCGGUGUUUUGACCGUCAGUCUGGAGCUCUACCCUCCUCUUCCUGAAACUUUGAACUCUGACAUCAUCAGCACCCAGAAAUCACUGGAGAGGCGACGCACGGCAGAGAAGGAGCGGCUCUUCCUGGUUUACGCCAAACAGUGGUGGAGAGAGUUCCUGGAGAUCCGACCGUCUCACCAGUCCAAACUGGUCAAAAUCUUUGCCCAGGAUGAGAACGGCGUCAACAGAGUGGCGUGUUCAUACGUGCGUGUCGUUCGCGCCAGCCGCCUCCUGGAGAGCCCUCGACAAGCUGCUCGCUUUGUCAGCCUGCUGGCCCACGAGAGGGUUCCAGUGGUGGGAGGGGGCGCUAAACAGGAGCAGUGGUGCUCGCUGAUGGCUUUUCUGUGUAGAGGGAAGGGGGACUGUGAGGACCACGCUACUCUCCUGUGCAGCCUGCUGCUGGGCUUCGGUCUGGAUGCCUACGUGUGCGUGGGCACCAAAGCCAAAGGUGUGCCACACACCUGGGUCCUGACCCGGGGCACUGAUGGCAGCAUCACUUUUUGGGAGAGUCUGACCGCACACAGAUAUCUGCACCGAGCCAUCGAUCCAGACGCCCCUCCCCUCAGCCCUCAACCCAAACCCUCGUCCCCGUACCGCACCGUGGGCUGUGUCUUCAACCAGCACAGCUUCCUGGCAAACUGCCAGCCCUCGGAUGCUGUGGAGCUCUGUGUCUUUGACUUCCAGAAUCCGUCCCGCUGGAAGGCGAUGAGUGAAGAGGCUCUGAAGUCUGUGUGCGCCCCGGGCUCCACUGCCUCGUUGCCCCCCGUGCCCCCUCUCUGUGCCCCAUCUCUGGAUCCGGUUGCAGCUAGCAACCAGCUGGAGCUGGAGAUGCGCUACUUGGUCUCCGAACACAGGAAGGACCUGGACUUGGCAACAGUGUGGGAUGACCACCUGUCCUACCUGCUGUCCUCAGCCCUGUCAGCCUAUGAAAUGGAGCGAUGCACCGGUGUCUCCUGCGGCAACGAGGAGUUCCAGGACGCAGUGAGGAGGGCCGUCCCUGACGGACACACCUUCAAAGGCUUCCCCAUCCACUUCCUGCACCGCAACGCUCGGAGAGCUUUUGCCACCUGCCUCAGGUCUUCAUUUUGUGAGGAAGUGGUGAGUUGUCGGGGCGACCACGUGAGACUUGCUGUACGUGUUCGGGUGUUUGUAUAUCCUGAGAAUGCGUGUGCAGUGUGGCUCAUGUUUGCAUGUAAGUACCGGUCUGUACUCUGACCAAGGUACCACCAAGUGCUACACCUGGACUCCUUCAAACAUGCGCCACAGAGACUUCAUGGCUCCAAGACCACCUGAGCCCACAAUGACUCAAAACUGGUCACAAAGAUUUGUUUGGGGCUCGACUCUGAUGCUCAGGCUUUUAUUUUUUUAAAUCAGUGGAGUUUUCACUUGUACAUAUACAGUAUAGAUGUGUUAUUUAUUGUUACAAAUAAACGUAUUUUAUCCCAGAAUUUACACUUUUCUGUGCACCAUUAUUAAAAGGUUUUUCUAGUAGACUUUA